This is a messenger RNA of Perkinsus marinus ATCC 50983, 843 nucleotides long. RefSeq lists its product as hypothetical. The record is from RefSeq and is a predicted model, not a curated record. Lineage: Eukaryota; Perkinsozoa; Perkinsida; Perkinsidae. The transcript has a single exon. The coding region runs from base 1 to 843 and encodes 280 amino acids.
AUGGCUAGUAUUUCAGCACUGCUGCUUUUUGCAGGACUGCUCCUUGGGUCCAAUGCUCAGCCUAUCGGUACGUAUCACUAUGAAGAAAAGCAGAGUCCUACCGGAGAUUUUUUCUCUCUUAUAUUCACUGUGGACGCGGACAGGCGUGUGUCUAUGUUCUUCUACUGCGCGGCUGACCAACACUUUUCGGACGGAGCACUUCCACUCAAAAAACAAGGGGGAAGCCAAGACAUCUACAGCAUCGACUACAGCGGGACUUGUACCGGAACUGUCGAAUGGUGGUAUAACAAGGUUAGAUCAACAUGCCCAUCAGGCGGUAAGCCUCCGCAUUUCUUUCCCUAUCAUGGGAAGAUCGUGAAAGGCGACCUCGAGACGUUAGAAUUCUUAUCACCAAAUAAGGUCUUGACUAAGUUCGAGGGCCGUACUCUCUCCUUCUCCAAAAUAGGACAGUAUCUCACACCAGCUGUCUAUCACUUCUCUUCCCAGACCUUCGAUAUUCUAUAUGAGGUCUACGGAAUUAAUUCUCCGCAGCCCAACGAUGCCAAUAUAUGGAUGAGCGUGAGGUGCAAGAACCAGCCGCUUCAUGGUCGCUUCCAAAGCGAGUUCCAGGUCUCGCGUACUUCUAGUGACACUUCAAUAUACGUGGAUAAGGAUUAUGAGAUCUCCGUGGCCUCUGUACGUCGCCUGAACCAACUCAAGUUCUGGUUGAGGAGAAGAUGUGGUAUAACUACUAGCCACGACGAUUUCACUAAAGUACGUCAGGAGGUGGGUGGUAGAUUUGCUCCAGAGGUUGUGGUCACUGUUCUGAAUGGUGAAGAGAUCUAUCUUAGGAAACUUCCGUGA